Messenger RNA from Hyaloscypha bicolor E, 1317 nucleotides. RefSeq names its product DUF890 domain protein. The coding region runs from base 1 to 1284 and encodes 427 amino acids. Gene Ontology annotation, molecular function: 23S rRNA (adenine(1618)-N(6))-methyltransferase activity. Gene Ontology annotation, biological process: rRNA base methylation. The record is from RefSeq and is a predicted model, not a curated record. Gene Ontology annotation, cellular component: nucleus. NCBI's taxonomy places the organism in Eukaryota, Fungi, Ascomycota, Leotiomycetes, Helotiales, Hyaloscyphaceae. The transcript is spliced from 6 exons.
AUGUCAACGAGCAACGAAAACAUCUAUAAGGACGAUAUUGACUUUGCGGCAUUAGCUUUAACUGAUGCAACAUUUGCGAAAGUACUCAAGUCAAAUGGACAACUCGAUUUCAGCAAUCCAGAAUCAGUCCAGCAGCUCACCAAGUCUUUGCUAAAGCGGGAUUUCGGCCUAAAUAUUUCGCUCCCUCCAGACCGACUUUGUCCACCCGUUCCAAAUCGCUUGAAUUACAUUCUAUGGAUUCAAAGUAUUCUGGAUACGACGAAUGAUUCGUACAAAGAUGUCUACGAUCCUGAGCGAGAGGUUCUUGGGCUCGAUAUUGGAACCGGAGCAAGCUGCAUCUAUCCUCUGCUGGGAUGUUCUCAACGUCCGAAUUGGAGAUUUGCUGGCACUGAUAUUGAUGAGAAGAGUCUCCAAUUCGCAGGACAAAAUGUCCAGGCAAAUGAACUCCAGAAUCGGAUCAAGCUCCUGCAAACUCGGGCUACCGAUCCGUUGCUGCCUCUCGACAAGAUGAAUAUCGACUUUAGCAUGUGCAAUCCUCCAUUCUACGAGUCCAAAGCAGAGAUGCUCACGUCCACUGCAUCCAAACAGCGUCAACCAUUCACGGCAUGCACCGGCUCAGAGAAUGAGAUGGUCACUCCUGGAGGAGAAGUUGCCUUUGUUUCACGCAUGAUUGAAGAAAGUCUCGUUCUUCAAGAUCGCGUUCAAUGGUACACAUCAAUGCUAGGCAAAUUUUCAAGUGUUGCGGUUCUUGUGCAGAAGCUCACAGACAACCGGGUCGGCAACUACGCAGUCACCGAGUUUGUUCAAGGAAGCAAGACGAGAAGGUGGGGCAUCGCUUGGAGUUUCGAUGAUUUGAGGCCGGUGAUGAGUGUCGCAAGAGGAGUGAGCAGCCUGCAGAAAUCGUUGCUGCCUUUUCCUUCCGAGUACUUAAUCGUGUCAAGUAAUGAUCCGAUGAAAGCGGGACAACGUGUCAAUGAAAUCCUGUCUCAGCUGCAUUUGCAAUGGAUGUGGAAAGCGAGUAUCUCCACAGGAGUAGGUUUCAGCGAGAGAGCGGUCUGGUCGCGCGCAUCCCGACGGCAAGUGGCGAAGAAACAAGGAGAAGCCAUGGAGGAAGACGACGAUCCGGAGAUGGCUUUUGGGUUCAAGAUACACGUGGUUGCGGCCAGAGGUGGCGAGUCCGGAUCAAGGGUCACAAUUCGAUGGCUGAAGGGCCACGAUGCCGUGCUUUUUGAAAGUUUUUGCGGAAUGGUGAAGAGAAAACAGGAAGAACCGAUAAAUAAAUAAUUAUGUCAGAAUGAAGGACUGAGAUGUGAUGAG